AUGGCGACUUGGACUCAUCUUAAUCGCUUCCAAAGCCACAACAACGUAUACUAUGGCGAUGCCAUCUUCCCCAAAGGGAGCGAUCCGACUGACGUAGUGUCAAUUGCAGCAGCGGGAAAGCUACACGCCCAUAUCAUCGAAGGCGAUGGGAACCCCAUUUCGAUAACAUCACCUGGAGUGAAGGGCACGGGCAAAAUUGCACCGGUUGAAAAGGUUUUGAGCCCCAUCAUAAGAGAACAAGUGCCCAUAAUUCGCUGUAUUGGCCUGAAUGAUAUGAAGCAUAUUCAGGAGGGUGGUCGCACUCCGCCGCCAUACCCUUCCCUUUUCAUCAGACCUUCCACAUCAUUGGCGUCUUUUGACGCUGAAAUUCCCAUUCCCAAGAUUGCCCAAAAGACAUUGGAUUAUGAAGGCGAAUUGACAAUUGUCAUCGGUCGACCAGCGCGACGUAACUGA
Molecule: messenger RNA, 453 nt
Organism: Cladophialophora bantiana CBS 173.52
Lineage: Eukaryota; Fungi; Ascomycota; Eurotiomycetes; Chaetothyriales; Herpotrichiellaceae
Exons: 3
Coding region: 1-453 (150 amino acids)
Molecular function (GO): catalytic activity
Source: RefSeq, a predicted model, not a curated record